AGUGUAUGCGCACGGCACGAAACACGAAGGUGGCACCGGGCACGGCCGAGGGAAAUUUCCCGCCUUCUGCCAUCAAAGACGCAUUGUAUUUGUUACCGCUGCGCGUAUAAGUAACGCUUAUUAACAAAAAAGACUGUUUUACAGUAUUUCGGUAUAUUAAUUAAGAGACAACAUUAGUUAGACAACAAGAGACAAAGUUGAUUUAACCUCAAUUACUUUGAAUCGUGUAUUAUUGAGAUAUCGCUCGUUGUGUAUGUGGUUAGACUAUUUCAACAUGGUUAAAAAAGAAGUUUAUUUGCGAUUCGGCAGUAGAAACAAAUGUAUUACAUUUGUAAGUAGAUCAGGAAUUUCUGAUUGGAAUAAUUUAAGAGAGGUUAUGCGACAAACUGCUGAAAAAGACGACGAUUUGAAGAGAAGGUUACUGAACUGCAGUGUUAUUUUCCAAAAAUAUAAAGUUAAAAAAAGUACUGGAGAGAAAAUAUUAGUGGAUGUCAAUGAAGAUGAAGAGCCUGAAGUCGAACAUGAUGCAGAUUUGGCUGUUGUGUUUUGUCGUUUAGAAGAUAUCUCCCAAAGUCAAGCACCUGAGAAUAAAACCGAAUCACAAAAUGUUGUCACUAUGGAAUCUCCUACUUCUUUAUUCUUUGAUUUAUCGAGUGAUGUGUUGAAAUGCCAUAAAAUUUUAAACGAAAUUGAAAAUGAUGUGAAUAUCAAAAAUGCUAAUGAUGACAUUGUUGGGACCUAUGAAGUAGGCAGUCCUGAGAAAAAUAUAGCUGAGAAAAAUGAAGAGAGUGUUAACUUACAAAUGACAGGUACAAUAACUAUGAAGCCAACAGAAAGUUUAUUAAAAAGGAAAUUAGAUACGAAAAGCAAACCAGAAAAGACUGUCAAGAAACCAAAAGGGCUGCCUUUUCAUGUUCCUAAUAUAUUACCUCAUUCUUUAUGCGAAUAUGCAAAACAUCCCAAUGGAAUUAUAAGACAUUCUUCGGAAUUUAUAAGACAUUACGCUGGAAUGUUAAGGACGCAGUUAAAUAACCAGAUCACCAAAGAGCAUUAUAAAGAAAUGGCAAAAAUAAUCGCAGAAAGACAUCCCAUAUUGGCUGAUGAAGGAGAAGAUGUGCCUUAUAACAGCAUUAGAAAAAGCUUAAGUGAAUGCGUUAGAAAUUUAAGAGCUCGGGAAAAAAGAAAAAUUAAGCAAUUUGUAAAAGAAGGUAACUCUUCCUCCAAUGAAGAAGAAAGUAAUUCUUCUGUACCAAAUCUUAAAAUGGCAUCCAUUCAUCCUGUUGAUACAGAAAGUUAUUCACAGGAAACUGAUAAAGAAAAGAAAAAGCAAGAAGUGAUGAUGGAAGAGUUAAAAACAUUAACUGAAAAUGUUGGUCUUACUUCUCACGUAAAGGCUUUAUUGAAAGAGACAUUCAUAAAAAGAAAAGAAAUUAUUGAUAUGUCAGAUACUAUAAGUACAGUCUUAUCUAAUUUUCCUUUUCUUUUGAAGGCUGAAAUGAUUCUCUUUGAAUUCAGUCUCCGAGUAAAUUUAAAGCUCAGUGAUAUAUUUGACAAAAUUGAUGCGUUAAUCGUGGAGCUAGGUUCUUUUCUUAAAAUACCAGAUGAUACAAUUUCAGAAAACAAAAAAUUAACUAUUUUACAAAAGAUUUACUCUGAGUACAAGCCAAAGAGGACAGCAAAAAAUGUUCAGCCGCUAUUCACUGUAAAGGAGGCUUCGUCGCCUCCUGGCGAGGAAUUGAUUACCAAAGAAACUGAAGGUCCACGACUAGUCAUUUAUGUAGAAAAUAAUGCUCCGGUUGCUGCUUUCGUUGUUGCGGAUGGAAGAAGAAUAAAAAUUAAUAAGCUAUCUGUCAUUGACUGUCUCAUGGUAUUACUAGGAACUUAUCAUGCAUGGGCAUCAGACUUUCCAGGACCGUAUGUUUCUUCGUUGUCCAUUUUUGAUUAUUUUGCUUUGGAAACGCCAAACAACUAUUCUUGCAAAAUAUUUGACGAUUUUAAACGAGAUUUUAGAAGAUGGCGUGCAAUUAUGUGUAAUCAAAAUGCUUGCCCAAAUACACAGCCUACACACAAUUAACUUGUAAAUGUAUGUGUGCAAGCUAUGUAUAUUAGCAUUUGAUAUUAACAGAUAUUGACAGAUUCGAUUUUUCUAUUUACAUUCUUUAUCAUUUUUAUAAAAAAUUUUGUUUAUUUUAUGAAUAAAUAGUUUAAGUCGACAUAGCAUUAAUGUUUGAAAACAUCUAUGUUAGAAAACAUGUUAGAAAACAUCUAUGUUAAAAUUUAGUAGUCAACAAUGUAAAAUGCUAUAACAUAUGAUGUUAUGUUGCAUCUAUCUUGUUGAGUGCGAAAUUUUAACAAAUAUAAUGUAACUAAUUCUCUAGCUCUGUAUCGGCUGUGGAAUACUUUAUUAUUAGAGCACAUGUAUUGUUAUAAAACAAUAUUUAAAAUGUCAUAUUUAGUUUUAAAGUUAUGUUAGCAAUGCUCACAUGUGCAAUGUAACAAGUAUUGUUUAAUGUUAACAAAAUUUUUAUGUUUAUUUCCUUUCUUUAAUUAUUUUAUCAAUCAUAUCUUGUAAUUAAAAU
Molecule: messenger RNA, 2579 nt
Organism: Wasmannia auropunctata (little fire ant)
Lineage: Eukaryota; Metazoa; Arthropoda; Insecta; Hymenoptera; Formicidae
Exons: 6
Coding region: 254-2074 (606 amino acids)
Source: RefSeq, a predicted model, not a curated record